AUGGUCUUUGGCCGCCGCUCGCGCGCCCCACUGCUGCUCGCGCGUCUCUCGGGGCUGCGGCGCGGAGCCUGCGAUCGGGCCAUGGCGCCGCCGCGCUGCUUCGCGCUGGAGCUGCCCGGCUGCACCCUGGCUCACUUCGCAGUGGGCGACGAGGCCCCGGGCGCGCGCCCCGACCCCGGCGUGGCCGCGCUCUUGGGCCCCCCGGGCCGCAGCUACUCUCUGAGCGUGCCGGUGGCUGGGAGCGCGGGCUGCGCGGCCCGGGUGCGCGCGGCCCGGCUGCACCAGCGCUUGCUGCACCAGCUGCGGCGCGGCCCCUUCCGGCGGUGCCAGCUGCGCCGCCUGCUGUGCUACCGCCCGGGCGGCGGGGCGGGGGGCCUGCAGCACGGCUUCCUUCUCCGCGACCCCCGCGACAGCCCCGACACCCGGAGCGCGCUGCUGGCACUGCUGGAUGCCUGCCCAGAGGCUCCGCGCCCGGUCCUAGCCGAGUUCUCCGGCGACCCACUUUGCCGGCUGUGGCAGCUCCCGUGGGAACGGCGGGACGGCCAGGGGUGGCGGCAGCUGGGUCGCGAGCUCAUCGUGCCCCUGCCGGAGCCCGCGCUGCACCCGGUGGUGCCGGACCUGCCUAGCUCCGGGGUCUUCCCCCGCCGGGAGGCCGCCCGCGCCGUUCUGGAGGCGUGUACAUCCUUCAUUCCUGAAGCCCGGGCUGUGCUGGACCUGGUUGACCAGUGCCCAGAGCAGGUCCAGAAAGGAAAGUUCCCUGUUAUUGUCAUUGAAGGCCUGGAUGCCACAGGUAAAACCACUGUGACCCAGUCAGUUUCAGAUUCACUCAAGGCUGUUCUCUUGAAGUCACCACCCUCUUGCAUCAGCCAGUGGAGGAAAAUCUUUGAUGAUGAACCAACUAUCAUUAGAAGAGCUUUUUACUCUUUGGGCAAUUAUAUCGUGGCUUCUGAAAUAGCUAAAGAAUCUACCAAAUCGCCUGUGAUUGUAGACAGGUACUGGCACAGCACGGCCACCUACGCCAUAGCCACUGAGGUAAGUGGGGGCCUCCAGCACCUGCCUCCUGCCCAUCACCCUGUAUACCAGUGGCCCAGGGACCUGCUCAAACCCGACCUGGUCCUAUUGCUCACCGUGAGUCCCGAGGAGAGGAUGCAGAGGAUCGAGGGCCGGGGCAUGGAGAGGACCAAGGAGGAGGCUGAACUGGAGGCCAACAGCAUAUUUCGUCAAAAGAUAGAAGUGUCCUACCAGCGGAUGGAGAACCCUGGCUGCCACGUGGUUGAUGCCAGCCCUUCAAGAGAAAGGGUCCUCCAGAUGGUGUUAAGCGAGAUCCAAAAUAAUUGCAAUUAA
Molecule: messenger RNA, 1344 nt
Organism: Lipotes vexillifer (Yangtze River dolphin)
Lineage: Eukaryota; Metazoa; Chordata; Mammalia; Artiodactyla; Lipotidae
Gene: CMPK2
Product: cytidine/uridine monophosphate kinase 2
Exons: 5
Coding region: 1-1344 (447 amino acids)
Biological process (GO): dTTP biosynthetic process; dTDP biosynthetic process; dUDP biosynthetic process
Cellular component (GO): cytoplasm; mitochondrion
Molecular function (GO): dTMP kinase activity; nucleoside diphosphate kinase activity
Source: RefSeq, a predicted model, not a curated record